AUGGCGGGAGGCAGUGCGGCGACGGCGACUACCUCCGCGGGUCUUGAUCGCGCUCGUGGUGCGCAGUGGGGCGCGUCGAGACCGGCCGCUUCUCGACCAACCGUAGCCUCUGAUUCCGCCGCGAUUUGCGCGUCUGGCGGCGACGACGGGCACGGGCACGGGCGCGGGGAUAACGUGGGCGCAGUUCGGCGGGAAGAGGGGCGCGAGGGGGGGAAGGGCAAGGCGCAGUGGCGCGUGGAAGCGCCGCAAAAGGGGCGGGAGGGGCCGGAGGAGCAGCAGGCGGAGGAGGACGAGAAUAUGGGGGGAGCGCACGGGGGCGCGGAGGACGGCGGGGAUGGCGGAGAUGCGGGGGACGGGGCGGACGGCGGGGAGUUGCGCAAGGGGCAGUGGACGGCGGAGGAGGACGAGCUAUUGCUGAAGUGUAUUCAGCAAUACGGAGACGGCAACUGGAGUUCCAUCCCCAAGCGCGCAGGCCUGCGGCGGUGCGGCAAGAGCUGUCGGCUGCGGUGGGCGAACUAUCUGCGCCCGGAUCUGAAGCGAGGGGCGUUUUCAGACGACGAGGAGGACCUGAUCAUUCGCCUGCACGCCGCGUGGGGGAACAGGUGGGCCAAGAUUGCCCUGGAGCUACCAGGGCGGACGGACAACGACAUAAAGAACCACUGGAACACCAAGAUGAAGCGCCGCCUCAAGGAGCAGGGCAUCGACCCUGACUCGCACCGACCCCUCUCCUCCAUCUCCCCAGACCAGCCGCCCAAGCAGCGCGUGAAGCGCGGACCUCCCCCCGGGAGCUCCCCCGUGCGCCUGCACAAGGUGCUCAAGGACUCUCUCGCCGCCUCCCCCCUCUCCGCCUCCCCCCUUCCCGCCACCCCCCACUCCGCCACCCCCCACUCCUCCACCCCCCACUCCUCCACCCCCCACUCCUCCACCCCCCUGUCCGCCUCCCCCCUCUUAGCUCCCAAGCUCCACUCCCCUGCUGCUGCUGCGUCGUCUCUCCCCCGCGCCUCCCCCCCUCCGCUCUCGCUCCUUCCCGCGCCCCAGCUCCCUUCGUCCACGAGACGAGCAGGGGUAGCAGCAAAGGAUGCGGGAGAUUCGGCUGGAAGUGCAGGAUAUGAGGGUAAGGGUGGUGUGGGUGGUGGGAGUGGUGUGGGUGCCUAUUUGCAUACGACACGCCCGGGUGAUGGGAGUGCUGAUGUGUCAAUGCCAAGUGCUGAUGUGUCAAUGCCAAGUGCUGAGGGUAAGGCUGGUGAAUAUGCGGAUGCGGAUGCUGUAAGGAUGGAGUCGUUAGGGAGAGGCGGGUCGGAUGGUAGAGACAAGGGCUUGGGCGGGGGAGGAGGAGGGGGCGAAGGGGGUGAGGAGUUGGGGAACGGGCAAGGAAGGUUAGACGCGAGUUUGUUGCUCAAGCUGCUGGCCGGAAAGGUUGCGGCUGCUGCUCCUGCCGGUGCCGGUGGUUCUGGUGCUGCUGCUGCUGCUGCUGCUGCUGCUGCUGCUGCUGCUGCUGCUGGUACUGGCGGUGGUGGUGGCGGAUUGUCCUUGGAGCGCAAAGACCUACACCUGCUACUGCAGCAGCUACCAGUGCCGGUUCGACUCAAACUGCUGCAGCAGCACCAGCAGCACCAGCAGCAGCAGCAGCAGCAGCAGCAGCAGCAGCAGCAGCAGCAGCAGCAGCAGAAUCAGCAGUGCCGUCAGCAGCAGAAUCAGCAGCAGCAGCAGCAGAAUCAGCAGCGCCGUCAGCAGCAGAAUCAGCAGCAGCAGCAGCAGCAGCAGCAGCAGCAGCAGCAGCAGCAGCAGCAGCAGCAGCAGCAGCAGCUGCAGGAGGUGGGGAUGGAAUGGAUGGAUGUGGAGGGUGAGGACGGACAAGGGUUAGGAGGAGGACGGGGAGGCGCUGCCUCUGCCUCUGAUGCUUGUGAGAGUGAGAGCGAGGCAAUGGCACAGCAGCAGCAGCAGCUGCGGUGGCAUGUCAACCGGCUGCUGCUGCAGCGUUCUGCAAAUCUGCAACUGCGGCAGCAACAGCAGCAGCAGCAGCAGCAGCAGCAACAGCAACAGCAACAGGAGGAGCAGUGGCAGCAGCAGCAGCUCCAGCAGCAACAGCAGCGGCGGCGGCAACAGCAACGGGAGCAAUGGAGUGGGGAGAAUGGGAGGGGGCGAGAGGAUGCAAGCUCGUCUGGUUCCCAGCAGCAGCAGCAGCAGCAGGGUGUGGCGGAAUCAGCGAAUGCAGUGCUGCAGCUGCUUCGUGCACUCAAACAAGUGUCUUCCGGCCAGUCCCUCUCUUCAGCUGUUGCGGCUGCUGCUUCUGCUCUUAACUCCUCAGCACCAGCAGCAGCACCAGCACCAGCAGCACCAGCAGCACCAGCAGCACCAGUAGCAGCAGCACCCCACACCAGCUCGUUCGGACGUCACCCCCUACCCGCCUCCUCCCACCCCCACUCCCACCCACGCUCCCACUCACUCUCCUCCCCUCCCCACAACCCCCAUCCAUCCACAUCCCCGGUCUCACCCAUCCCUGCCGUUUCCCCUCUGUCUGGCGAAGCAGCUAUGUCCGUCUCUGCUCCUUGCCCCUCUUCCUCCAGCCCCCCUUCCCCUGCUGACGCCUCUCCCCCUCUGCCGUUCUCUCAGAGGGAGCUAGAGCAGCUGGUGCGGCUGCUGCCCCCGUCGCUGCUAUCCCGCCUCUUGGCUCGUCUAGAAGAUGCUAUUGAUGGAGGCGGGGAAAGCAGUGGUGGUGGUGGUGCCGCUGGUGCUGGUGGUGCUGCUGCAGGGGAUGCAGCAGGUGUUGCUGGUAGUUCUGCGGCUGGUAGCCUAGCAGAAGAUGGGUUAGGAACGGUGGGUAGCGGUACUGCAAAAGCUGUGGCUAGCAGCAACGCAGCUUCUGCGUCUCCUCUCAAGGGUCAUGUGCCCCCGCCCGCUUUCCUUGCCUCCUCUCUCCUCGGUUCUUCGCGCCGUCAGCGCUCUUACCUCCCCUCCUCCAAUCCUCCUCCUCCUCCUGCUCCUGCUGCUGCUUCUGCUGCUUCUGCUGCUGCGGCUGCUGUGGCUGCUGCUGCUGUUGCUGGCUUGGCUGCCUCCCUCGUUGCUCCCUCGUCCUCCCUCCUCUCCUCCUCUCUGCACUCCUCGCUCUCUUCCCAACCAACCGCCAUGCCUCCGCCCUCUUCCCUUCCUCCUUCCUCUCGCCUCACUCAAAACCAUCGACAGCAACAGCAGCUGCAGCAGCAGCAGCAGCAGCAGCAGCAGCUGGAGCAGCAGCGGCUAGAGCAGCAGCAGAUGGAACAGGAUGGCCUUUCAACCCAGCUACUUCCUGUCCCAUCCACCUUCUCCCCUCCCCCUCCCCUUUCCGGCAAUGACGAUCCGUCUGCUCCCUUCCCCCGUUCCCCCUCCCCUCCCCCGUCGCUCUAUCUUGAGCUCGCCUCCCCCUCCUCCUCUGCGCUUAGGGCGUGUGGUGGGCGCUUUAGAUUUGAUGAUAUGCCUAUUAGGGGAAAUAAUAGGUAUGGCCACGAGAAGGUGGAAUUUCCUGCUGCUGCUGACGCCUCUGCCUCUGCCGCCGCCGCCGCCGCUGCUGCUGCUGCUGUUAAUGGUGGCAGUGGUGGCUGUGCUGGUGGUGGUGCGUUGGGGGAAGCAGGGAAUGGGAUGGGGCGGAGAGGCAGCAUAGGGUUUGAGGAUGGAAAUUCCCUCUCGCUCAUGCCCUCCCCGUGCCUGCCAGACGAAGCUGUAGCGGCUCCUGUGCCUGCUACAGCUGCAGCGACAACUGCUGCUGCUGCUGCUGCUGCUGCUGCUGCUGCUGCUGCUGCUGCUGCUGCUGCUACUAGUUCAAUCUCUGGAGAAGCUUCAGAAGCCAGUGGGAGUAUGGGAGCAGAUGGGGGAGGAGGAGCGGCAGCAAGAGCAGUAACGGCGGCAGCAGUAGCAGCAGGGGCAGCUCAUGGGCCGAGCUUAACAAUACCACGAGCAGCAGCAACAGCGAGCGGAGGAGCAGCAGCAGCAGCAGCAGCAGGGAGUGCAGGGGCAGCAGCAACAGGAGGAAGCGGAGGAGCAGCAUCGACAGGAACAGGCGAGACUACCACACCGACACUCAAGAGACGCCCGUCGGCCUUCCGAGUGCUGUCUGUGGUCAUACCCACAGACACCGCUGCUGCAGACGAGCCCCCUCCUGCCCCCGCGCCUGGUAGCCGCGGUUCCACUGGACGAUCCAUGCCCCUGCUGCCCUUGGACCUUGCGGGAGCAGGAGCAGGAGCAGGAGGAGGGGCAGGAGCAGGAGGAGGAGGAGGAGGAGUGGGGGUUCCUGGUGGUGUUGGUGCUGAUGGGGGAGGAGAAGAGGGAGGAGGAACCGCAGCAGGAGCAGCAGCAGCAGCAACCACAGCAGCGCCAGUGGGAGGAGCAGCAGGGCAGGGGUUGGGUGCGCCCCCUGUACCGUCCUUCUCUCCCAGAAGCCCCUGGGGGAGUGACAACCAGUUCUGGGACUUCAGCAGCGAGAGCAGCGAUCUAGCCGGACCUGCCUUCCUCCCGUCCCCCAACUUCCUCCCCCCACCGCCCUUCACCCCGUCGUCCAUCCCCGUCCCGUUCACUCCAUCAUACCCGGUUCCGUUUACUCCCUCAUACCCUAUACCGUACAGCCCGGGUGCUGCUGUGAGAGACCUCACUGCGUUUGAUAGGGCCCCGCUGGCCUCUCCUGCCACGCCGCAGUCCCGCUCCCUCUUCCAUUUCCUGCAGAGCAUUCCGGAUUGCUCCAGAGGCUCCUCCUCUUCUUCCGCUGCAGUCAACACACCGGGAGCAGGGGUUUUCGCUCCUUCCCAUCCUGCCGCCGCCGCCGCCGCUGCUGCUGCUGGCACUGCUGCAUCCGCCCAGGUAACAGGGUUACCAGCAGGCAUAACACCACCGGCCAGCACCAGUGCUGAUGCUGCAGCAUUUGCUGACAGAGAGAAGGGUUUGAAGGGGUUUCGAGAUCCGAUUUCGCCACGGCCUGCUGUACCUGCUUUUGCUGUCUCUGGCGUCGCUCCCACCACCGCCCCUGUUACUGCUGCACCUUCUGGUAGUGGUGCUGCAGGUAAUAGCACUUCAUCUUUUCCCCCCGGUUGCUCGAAAUCGCUCAUGCCUCCUCCGCCGCCUCGUACGCUGGUUCCCAAGACCCCCAGUCAGGGGCAAGCGGGCGACCUUCCCUUCCCGCCUGAGGAGCGUGUGAGGAAUGAGAAAGCUCGUUUGAGUGCCGGGGGGAAGGAGGAGGAGCAGCAGCAGCAGCAGCAGAAGGGGAGGGUGGAAGAGGGUGAGAAAGGGGCAGGAGAGGAGAAGAGAGGGGAUGGGACAGAGGAAAGGGAGGAUAUGGAAGUUGAGGUGAAAGGGAGUGUGUCUUCAGAGCUUGGCAAGCAGCAAGAAGCAGCAACAGGAGGAUUAUCAGCAGCAGCAGCAGCAGCAGCAGGAGCAACAACAGGAGCAGCAGCAGCAGCAGCAUCAACGGCAGCAGCAAAGUCAGACUCCCCUCCCGCGCCAGUUUCACCUGCUCGCAACACCAGUGCUGCUUCGGUUUCUCAGACUCGUUCAGCCGUCGCAGCGUCUGGUGCAUCGUCAGCGUCUGGUGCAGCUGCUACAGCACCGAAGCCGAGGAGGACCGAAGCCGAGGAGGACCGAAGGGGAGGCACCGGGAGUGGCUCGGUUCCCUGUGCUGCUGCAGCAGCCAGUGACUCUGGGGUUGGCCGCCAAGCGACCAGCAUAGGGGAUGCGAUUCAACCAGAUGCGCCGCCCGUUGACCCCCCAGGCACCCUAGUGGAUCCCUCUCCACCGCAUCACCACGAGCAAAAAGAGGGUACGAUUCACAACCAGCAGCAACAAGAGGAGCAAGGCAAGCCAGGAGGUCUGCACAAGUGGCUUUCACUUGACAUCGAAGACUCGACAAAAGCUAAACCACCUUAG
This is a messenger RNA of Closterium sp. Naga37s-1, 5886 nucleotides long. The record is from the annotation of a GenBank genome assembly. Lineage: Eukaryota; Viridiplantae; Streptophyta; Zygnematophyceae; Desmidiales; Closteriaceae.